AAAUCCGCUCAGCUUCUGCAAUGUGGCCUGCCUGAAACUUGGGCGCUCCUUCAGUCUGGAUGUGGAUGGCAGGGCAGAGGGGUGCCUGGACCAUGGGCGACGUGGUAGAGAAGAGUUUGGAGGGGCCCCUGGCACCUUCUGCAGAGGAGCCCUCCCAGAAAAGGGGAGACUUGGUAGAAAUCUUAAAUGGGGAUAAGGUAAAAUUUGACGACACCGGACUCUCCUUAUUUCUUCAAAAUGGCCUGGAGACCCUCCGAGGGGAAAAUGCUCUGACAGAUGUCAUCUUGUGCGUGGACAUUCAAGAAUUCGCCUGCCACCGCGUGGUGCUUGCCGCGGCCAGCAACUAUUUCAGGGCCAUGUUCUGCAAUGACUUGAAGGAAAAGUAUGAGAAGAGGAUCAUUAUCAAAGGGGUUGAUGCUGAGACCAUGCACAUGCUCCUGGACUACACCUACACCAGCAAGGCGCUGAUCACCAAACAGAACGUGCAGCGGGUCCUGGAAGCUGCUAAUCUCUUCCAGUUCCUGAGGAUGGUGGAUGCCUGUGCCAGCUUCCUCACUGAAUCCUUGAACCCAGAAAACUGUGUUGGAAUACUGAGGCUGGCAGACACACACUCUUUGGACAGUCUAAAGAAGCAAGUUCAAAGCUACAUCAUUCAAAAUUUUGUUCAGAUUCUGAAUUCUGAGGAGUUCCUUGAACUUCCCGUGGACACUCUGUACCACAUCUUGAAGAGCGACGACCUUUAUGUGACUGAGGAGGCUCAGGUGUUUGAGACUGUGAUGAGCUGGGUCCGACACAAACAGUCAGAGAGACUCUGCCUGCUCCCCUACAUCCUUGAGAACGUGCGCUUGCCGCUGCUGGACCCGUGGUACUUCGUGGAAACAGUUGAAGCAGAUCCUCUCAUCAGGCAGUGCCCGGAGGUUUUCCCGCUGCUCCAGGAAGCCAGGAUGUACCACCUUUCUGGCAAUGAGGUCAUUUCGGAGCGCACCAAGCCCAGGAUGCAUGAGUUUCAGUCUGAGGUGUUCAUGAUCAUCGGCGGCUGCACGAAAGAUGAGCGGUUUGUGGCAGAGGUGACCUGCCUGGACCCCCUGAGGCGCAGCCGUCUGGAGGUGGCCAAGCUCCCGCUGACAGAGCAUGAGCUGGAGAGUGAGAAUAAGAAGUGGGUGGAGUUUGCAUGCGUGACAUUAAAAAAUGAGGUGUACAUCUCAGGUGGCAAAGAAACACAGCACGAUGUUUGGAAAUAUAAUUCUUCAAUCAACAAAUGGAUUCAGAUUGAGUAUUUAAACAUCGGCCGCUGGAGGCAUAAGAUGGUGGUGUUGGGCGGCAAGGUCUACGUGAUCGGCGGUUUCGACGGCUUACAGAGGAUCAACAACGUGGAGACCUACGACCCCUUCCACAACUGCUGGUCAGAGGCCUCGCCCCUCCUCGUCCAUGUCAGUUCCUUCGCCGCCACCAGCCAUAAGAAGAGGCUCUAUGUGAUUGGGGGAGGGCCCAAUGGGAAACUGGCCACAGACAAGACUCAGUGUUAUGACCCUUUGACCAAUAAGUGGAGUUUAAAGUCAGCCAUGCCGGUGGAGGCUAAGUGCAUCAAUGCAGUGAGUUUCCGGGACCGCAUCUAUGUCGUUGGUGGGGCCAUGAGAGCACUGUAUGCCUAUAGCCCUCUGGAAGACAGCUGGUGCCUGGUGACACAGCUCAGCCACGAGCGGGCCAGCUGUGGCAUCGCGCCCUGCAACAACAGGCUCUACAUCACAGGCGGGCGGGACGAGAAGAAUGAGGUCAUCGCCACAGUACUGUGCUGGGACCCUGAGGCCCAGAAACUGACCGAGGAGUGUGUCCUGCCCCGGGGGGUGUCACACCAUGGCAGUGUCACCAUCAGGAAGUCGUACACCCACAUCCGGAGAAUCGUGCCCGGAGCAGUGUCUGUCUGACUGUGGGAAGGGAACUUGGAGAGUGCACCUGGGUGACCCUUAGCACUCGGUCCUCACCUUUCACCCUGUCCAGUCCCACUUCAGGCAGCAGUCUCAGCCUGAGUUUGAGGCCACAUGUCUGCAGCUCACCUUUGGGCUCCUUGGAAGUCACAGCUUUGGGACACUUGAGACCAGCCAGGAAAGUUUUUGUGACCUACCUCAGGAGGGAAGGUGGGAAGAAGAGUAAUAGUUAACAUUUAGGACACACCUGCCCUAUGCCAGGGUCUAUGCCAGGCACUACUGUGUAUCAGUCCGCGUAACCAUCAUAAGGACCUGGCGACUGGGUAUGAUCACCCAUGUUUUCAGCUGGGGAAACUGAGUUUCAGAGAGGCUAAGUGACUUGCCCCAGGCCACUCAGAUAGCAAGUAGCUAAGCCAGAAAUCCAAACCCAGGUCUCUCAGCUUCACAGUCAGGGCCCUUCCCAUCAUGCUGCCUGUCUCACACUGGGAAACACAAACACAAAAACAGAAAGCCUGGCUCAUUUCUUGUUCCGGCAAGUCCGCUAAAAGAUUCACUCAGCAAGGCAGGGAAAUAAAGGUGGUUUUUUUUUUUCUUCCUUUUUUUUUUUUUUUUAUUCUUUCUUUUAUAUUUUAAACCAAAGAUCCUUUUGGUCUCCUUGUCAAGAGCAUCUCAUAGGUUCUUCUACUUGACAGGUCUGGGGAAUGGGUUUGGGAAGGCCUGUUUGCUUUGAAAGGGAUGAAAGACUUACGUUCUAUUCUCCUCCUAUUGGGAGCCUAUAUUUUUUAUGUCACAGGAUGGCCCAUUUUGGACUAUUACUGUCAUUGCCAGACAGAAUCACAGCUUCAGCACAGCCUGGUGCCCUGGCCUCCUAAUGUCUAACAGUUGUAAUAUAGAAAAGAGGUUUCAAGAGACUCAAACUAUUGUUUUAUUUUUUAAAAACUCAACAUCUUAACACGGCUGGCCACUGCAGGAAUGAUGGACUCUUCUUGACAUUAUACUUUCUAGUUUUUAGACAGUGAUGUGGAUCCAGGUUCCAGAGACCCCACUCCUCCUGAAACCUUAGUUUUCAGGACUUUUGUAAGCCCUUCUACUUGGUUUUUGGAUCAGUGUGGUUCAACUCUGACUCAAAGAACAGAGUCUGUCCUCUACUCUAAGAGGUAGAACUUCUACAUGAUGUCACUGGAAAUUCAUUCUAAUCCCCAAGUUGGAGAAACAGGUUAAGAGAUCCUGUUUCAUAUGCUGUAUUUAAAAAGCAACAAUGAUAACAACAUAGUAAUUGCAUUACCCAAUGUACUUUAUUUUUAUCAUAUGACUUCAAUUCUCUUUAUAGAGUUUUAUUUCAUGUCUAAUGUGGCAUAUUGUGCUGGUACUUCUUAGCAGUUAGGGAAGUUAGAGGUAUCAGAGUUGAUAGUGAAUUUAAUUUUCAUAAAAAAAUCAUGGUUAGAAGAAGCUAAUGUUCAAAACAGAUUUUUUAAAAAAACUUAACAUCUGGAUGUUGUAUUAGGUCUCAUAAUUUGAAGAGUCACAAAAAUCCACAUAUGUCUCAAAUCUGGCUACUGCAAAACCAGUUUUGAUAGGUCAUAUUUUCAUGUUUAUAGGUAUAAAUAGUCAACACUUGGUGAACCAAAUCCUUUAAGCAUUUUGGUUACUUGAGGUUGUGUUUUUUAAGUGAUCAAACUAAGGAUAUUGUUUAUAGGUUUAAAAAAUCCAUAGAAAUAAAGUUUUUAUUUAUUCAAUGAAAUAUG
Molecule: messenger RNA, 3670 nt
Organism: Lemur catta (Ring-tailed lemur)
Lineage: Eukaryota; Metazoa; Chordata; Mammalia; Primates; Lemuridae
Gene: KLHL6
Product: kelch like family member 6
Exons: 7
Coding region: 60-1925 (621 amino acids)
Biological process (GO): germinal center formation; B cell receptor signaling pathway
Molecular function (GO): protein binding
Source: RefSeq, a predicted model, not a curated record